Molecule: messenger RNA, 1284 nt
Organism: Marasmius oreades (fairy-ring Marasmius)
Lineage: Eukaryota; Fungi; Basidiomycota; Agaricomycetes; Agaricales; Marasmiaceae
Exons: 14
Coding region: 137-1222 (361 amino acids)
Biological process (GO): carbohydrate transport; transmembrane transport
Cellular component (GO): membrane
Molecular function (GO): carbohydrate:proton symporter activity
Source: RefSeq, a predicted model, not a curated record
GCCAAAAACGACCACAUGUUCUGAUGACCGCCCUCAGUUCCGCUCAGUCAAAUCCGAGAAUUUUCCUCCCGUUUUUUUCCCCUAUAUAUGAAUUAGCCAUGAAUUGCUGAGGUGGUAGUGCUCCCCUACGACGACAAUGGGUCUCGCAUUCAAUAUCUUCACUGCCGCCUUUUCAUCCAUUGGAGCCUUCCUCUUCGGAUAUGACAGUGGUAUUAUUGCGAGUGUUUUGGACAUGAAACACUUCACUGCGAAGUUUGGGAACGAUCCAGAUAUCAAUGGUGCUAUCGUCUCGACGUUCAACGGUGGAUGCUUUUUCGGAGCAGCAGCGGCAGGAUGGUUCAACGAUAGAUUCGGUCGUAACCGUACAAUCCAGAUAGGCUCGCUGGUUGCGAUGUGGGGUUGUGCGAUGCAGGCUGGUGCACCUAAUAUCGCUACCAUGAUGGUGGGACGUAUCGUCGCUGGGGUUGCUAUUGGGAUCCUUUCGAUGACUGUCCCAUUGUACAACACCGAAAUCGCCCCACCGAAAAUUCGUGGAUUCCUCGUCGGGUUGACACAGCAAUUCAUCGGAAUCGGUUUCAUCGUUGCGAACUGGGUUGGCUACGGGUGUCAAUACAUCGACUCCGACAACGGUUGGCGGUUACCGUUAGGUCUUCAGUUGGUACCAGCCGGUCUACUCCUCAUAGGAAUCCAAUUCUUGCCUUUAAGUCCUCGUUGGCUUUUGGAAGUGGGUAGGGACGAAGAGGCCCACGCUGUCGUCCUUCAACUACACGGUUCAUCUCCUGAGUCCAAAGACGCUGCAGAGCGGGAAUACACGGAAAUGUACGAAACUAUCAAGUCUGAGAUGGCGGUGAGGAGCACCAAGCUUAGCGAUCUUUGGGCCACCCGGGCGAUGCUCCGCCGUACCAUGGUGGCAUGUGGGGUCCAGAUAUUCACCCAGUUGACCGGGAUUAACAUCAUCAACUACUAUGGGCCGCGGAUGUGGAGGAGUCUUGGUAUACAAGGCGGCCAAGAGCUUCUGAUUCAGGGUAUAUACGGUGCUGUUGGGCCUAUUGCGAAUAUUUUCUUCAUAACCCUAGUCUUGGACAGAGUCGGCCGCAAAAAGCCUCUCAUGUUCGGCGCAGGGAUGUUCGUGGCCCUCUUCUCCGUCAUUGCUGCUAUUCUGGCUACGAAUCCUGUAGAAGACGGAGCUACGAGUGCUGCUGAUCCGGCUGCUCAACGGUAAGUGACCCGUUGUUCGGAAAGAAAAAAAAAAUGAUAUGGGAAAUGACUGGAAAUCGCCAACAG